This is a messenger RNA of Quercus robur (English oak), 568 nucleotides long. RefSeq names its product 60S ribosomal protein L30-like. NCBI's taxonomy places the organism in Eukaryota, Viridiplantae, Streptophyta, Magnoliopsida, Fagales, Fagaceae. The transcript is spliced from 4 exons. Bases 72 to 347 code for a protein of 91 amino acids. Gene Ontology annotation, molecular function: RNA binding; structural constituent of ribosome. Gene Ontology annotation, cellular component: cytosolic large ribosomal subunit. The record is from RefSeq and is a predicted model, not a curated record.
AUAUUUGUGGUAUGUGAAUUUGGUUGCAGAAGAAGACCCAUGAGAGCAUCAACAACAGGCUCGCCCUCGUCAUGAAGAGCGGCAAAUACACGCUCGGCUACAAAACCGUUCUUCGCUCUCUCAGAAACUCCAGAGGAAAACUUAUUAUAAUAUCGAGUAAUUGUCCACCGCUGAGGAAAUCCGAGAUUGAGUACUAUGCAAUGCUCGCCAAAGUUGGGGUUCACCAUUUUGUUGGAAACAAUAAUGACUUGGGAACAGCUUGUGGCAAGUAUUAUCGGGUGUCUUGCCUUAGCAUUAUUGAUCCAGGUGAUUCUGAUAUCAUUAAGACCCUGCCAGGUGACCAUUAAUCAGAUUGAGUUAGAAGCCUUCCUCCAAGGUUCUUGUCAUUGGAGAAUAGAAUUAUAUCAGUUUUCUAAAUUUUCUAUUUUAUUUUUUAUUUUUAAAUUUUUUCAAGAUAUUUGAUCCCACAUAUUUGUUCAAUUUGUGAUGUUCACGGCAAAUGGUUGUAAUUUAAUGGCAAAUUUUGCUUUGAUGGAUGAGAUGCAGGUUUACAUGUUUGCUUCCGAAA